UCCUGGGGCGGGGGCGUUCCGGCCGCCUCGCCCGCCUCCCCCUGCUCUCCGGGGCGCGCCGGGAGGUGUCGGGCCGCAUUCCCCGCCCCGCCCCGCGCCGCCGCCCCGGGUCGGGCGGGAAUCUCGCCGUGGUCCCGGUCGGGGCCGGGAGCUCCGCGCGCUCCCGCGGUACCCGGCGGGCGGCGGCGCGGUGCAUGCCGGGCCCGGGGCGGACCGUCCCCGCGCUGCGCCAGGAGCCGCGAGCCGCGCCCGCCGCCAUGUUCCGCCGGGCCGCCGCCGCCCGGCGCCUGUAGCCGCCCCCGCCCGCCCCGCCGCGCCCCACCAGCCGCCGGCGGAGGGGCGGACGAAGGCGCUGCCGCGCCCAGCAGCAGCCGCCGGAGCCCGGCAGCGCUCAGCGAUGUCCGCCAAGGAAGGGAGCAAGGUGCUGCUGCUGACGCCCCACGCCACCAGCGAACGCGCCGUCAAGGCUGUCCCUUUUCCACCAACGCAUCGCUUGACAUCUGAAGAAGUGUUUGACACAGAUGGAAGACCAAGGGUUGACAUUUUGAAGAACCACUUGGUAAAGGAAGGUCGAGUGGAUGAAGAAAUUGCACUUAGAAUCAUCAAUGAGGGUGCUGCAAUAUUACGGAGGGAAAAAACUAUGAUAGAAGUUGAAGCUCCAAUUACAGUGUGUGGUGAUAUUCAUGGCCAGUUCUUUGAUCUAAUGAAGCUGUUUGAAGUGGGAGGAUCACCUGCUAACACAAGAUACCUCUUCCUCGGUGACUAUGUAGACAGAGGUUAUUUUAGUAUAGAGUGUGUGCUGUACUUAUGGGUCCUGAAAAUUCUUUACCCAAGCACAUUGUUUCUUUUGAGAGGCAACCAUGAAUGCAGACACCUAACAGAGUAUUUUACCUUUAAGCAAGAAUGUAAAAUAAAGUACUCUGAAAGAGUCUAUGAUGCUUGUAUGGAAGCUUUUGAUUGUCUCCCUCUUGCUGCUCUCUUAAAUCAACAGUUUCUUUGUGUUCAUGGUGGACUUUCACCAGAAAUUAAUACACUAGAUGACAUUAGGAGAUUAGAUAGAUUCAAAGAGCCUCCAGCAUUUGGACCAAUGUGUGACUUAUUGUGGUCAGAUCCUUCAGAGGAUUUUGGAAAUGAAAAUUCACCAGAGCAUUUCAGUCAUAACACAGUCAGAGGAUGCUCCUACUUUUAUAGCUAUCCAGCAGUUUGUGAAUUUUUGCAAAAUAAUAAUUUGUUGUCAAUCAUUAGAGCACAUGAAGCACAAGAUGCAGGUUAUAGAAUGUACAGGAAAAGUCAAACUACAGGGUUCCCAUCUUUAAUAACAAUUUUUUCAGCACCUAAUUACCUGGAUGUCUACAAUAAUAAAGCUGCUGUAUUAAAAUAUGAAAACAAUGUGAUGAAUAUUCGUCAGUUCAAUUGUUCUCCUCAUCCUUACUGGCUACCAAAUUUUAUGGAUGUUUUCACAUGGUCUUUGCCAUUUGUUGGAGAAAAAGUAACAGAAAUGUUGGUGAAUGUUUUGAGCAUUUGCUCUGAUGAUGAGCUGAUGACAGAGGGAGAAGAUCAAUUUGACGAGCGACUCAUAUAUGGCAAUAAAAAAGUAGGUACAGCUGCCGCACGGAAGGAAAUAAUCAGAAAUAAAAUUCGUGCAAUUGGCAAGAUGGCAAGAGUCUUCUCUGUUCUCAGGGAGGAGAGUGAAAGUGUGCUGACACUCAAGGGUUUGACUCCCACUGGAAUGUUACCUAGUGGAGUGUUGGCUGGAGGACGACAGACCCUGCAAAGUGAUGCAUUCUAAUUGGAAAUUCUUCUCAGAGUUUGAGUCCAGAAGAUCAAGUUAAAAAUGGUGGAGUCUGGAGCCAUCUCUAAUUCUUAUAUUGUUUGGGAGAAGAAAUUAUUUCCUUACUCCCAGAAAACUGUAAGUAGUUCGCAUUACUUGUUUUAUGCUUUCAGCAUUUUAAGGAGGGAAAGAAAAAAAUAGUCACCUAUAUGUGCUUAUUCUGUUCUUGGGUAGGGACGGGAGAAGGCUUGGCUUUUACAGCCAAAGGAGACAGGCAGCAAAAGCUGUGAGAGACUUGGCAGGUUCCUGGUUUGUACUGGAGUGAUCAGUGCCUUCCUGCCCUGCCUUGGGCUCAGCAGACACAUGUGGGUCACUUCUUCCCUGGGCUGAGGGGUGGGACUGUCAUCUGUGGUGUGUUUACCUGGAGGGCAACAUCAGCAAAGAUUCAGAGGUGGGCUGGGGUCUCUGACUAUCCCAAGGAGCGUAGCUCUGUGUUGGUGGAACUGAGAAGCAGAAGUGCAGACCGAGCUAGCUCAGGUUUUGGGGGGUUAUUUCCAGCAGGGCUUUGUACUGUGCUGUCAGGGAAUGGGCUGCUGUUUGCUGAGCCAAACAGGGAAGAGCAGCUGAGUUCACAACCUGCCUAUAUCCAGUUCAAUGGCCAACACCUUCACCUCCCAGAAUUAUAGUGUGAAACAGGUUUCCUUUCAAAGCUUAUUAAAUUAAAUUGUGAAAUGGAAAAAUUCCUCUACUCCUAUGUCCUGAAUUGUGAAGAUUGGCCCCCUCGCAAAAAGCCAAGUGGUUGGGAUUGAGGCUGUUUUUCUCUUAGAAAGGGAGGUCUCUUCUGGUGCGAGUCUGAACGCUUUUGGAGGGAAGACCCUCUUAACAGCUUGCUUUUUUCCUAAUGUUUAAUCUGAAAGCACUGUUAUGUAAGCUAGGUAGAAAAUUAAGGCUUUUUCAGAGGCAGCUUAGACAGUAUCCGUUCAGUCUUUCCUUGCCUAUUUUUUGCUAAAAUUUCAUUGUCAGUCAUUCAAUUCUUGCUACCCAUUUAACAAUUCAUUGUUGUUAGCAUGUAAUGAAAAUAUUUUUGCCAUAAAACAGGUAAAUGUUUUUCAUUCACAUAGAAUAGAACAUGGAAGCCUGUUCAUCUGUUCAUUUUCUUGUGAUAGUAUGUAUGAGCCAGAUUUAAUCAAUAUUCUGCUUUGAAUGACAAGCAAAUUGGUAGAGAUUUUUGGUCACAUAAAAAGACAUAUAUGCAAUAAUAUGCUUUAAUUAUUAAGUGUUAAGGUGCUUCAUAUGUAAGGAAGUUUGUUCAGGAACAAAUAAAUGAGAACCAAAGCUUGUAAGAAUCUUGGUCAAGCUUGGAAAGCUAUUGACAGAUAGCUGUCUGUACACACACAUGUAUAUCUAUCUCAGUGGAUGCUUGCACUAAGGAUGACCAAAGCAGUGCAGAGUAGAAUGUCUUCUAGUCUCUCCAAAUCAUCUUCCAUCUAAUUUGUAUUUGAAAUAAUUAAUCUGACCCAGCUGAAAUGUAUUUCUCAGUAUCAGAAAAAGUUUAUAGUCUAAAAUCAUACUUAGGUUGCAGACCACCGAUAUAAGUAAAAUAUUUUUAAUAAGCUUUUUUUGUAUGUUACACUCGAUAAUCUGUUGUUGCUGUGCAAAAACCUCUAUGUUCAUGCUGUGCAGAGUGAAAGGUUUCUCAUCUUGGAACCAGCUCUACCAGCCCUAGCGCCUUUUGUCUGAUGAUAAUAGAAAUAGGUUUGUGCUGUUUGUGUGAGGGUGUCCUAUAAUACAAUUGUUACUUAUUAAAGCAUUGCUGAAGGCACACACUGCUUAUUACUGCUGGACUUGAAGUUUCUCUUAAAUUUAUGGUUGGGGACAGAUUCAUUGCAGCUUUCUAAAAAAACCAAAUGUGCUGUUCAAAGUUGUUCUCUUUAAAUCCUUUGAAAACAUCCACAUAGCCAUUUAUAUUGUGUAGGUCACAACUGCUUUGUGUUGGAUUUACAGGUUAGCAUUAAAUAAAGGCUUUUUUACUGCUUGGUCAGCUGCUUCCUUUACAAGGAGAGACUUCAGAAUCAGAUCCAAGAUGAUUUCUCCUUUCCAUUGCUGCCUUAGCUACCAUUACCUUUAACUACUAAUUUAAGGAAUUGAAUAGGUGCGUGCAGUCAGAUUCUGCCAAGGCCUCUAAACUGUCACUGUAUCGUGACUUAAACUGUGCACUUGCCUGUUUUUCAACAUUAUCAUGGAAACACAUUAAAAGGGGACUGGGUGUAAAAUGCUUUAUAGCACAGCCUCAGGCUUUGUCUUCUACAGUAAGUUCAGCAGUAUAGGUAUUUCAGGAAACUCGUUGAGUGCUGGAGAUUCAUUUGGCUGAAACAGUUGACUCCCACAGAGACACAUGCAGGAAUCCAGUAAAGGGGAAGUGGUUUCAUCUGGGUCAAAAAGACUAAGGCUUAGGGUCUAAUAGACAAGAUAUAUCUUUUAUUAUACAAUAAAGAAUAUUAUGUGCUGUAAAUUAAGGCAUCGUAAGUGCAAAAAGCUUACUGAAUCAUCAAGAAGGCAUAUUUGAUUAGGCAACCUUUAAAAUUAUUCUUUUACAGGGAUAGUUAGUAUCUACUUAAAGCAUGUUUCAUGUCCUUCAGUUUGUUUCAAAAAAAAAACAAACCAAAAAACC
Molecule: messenger RNA, 4442 nt
Organism: Motacilla alba alba
Lineage: Eukaryota; Metazoa; Chordata; Aves; Passeriformes; Motacillidae
Gene: PPP3CB
Product: protein phosphatase 3 catalytic subunit beta
Exons: 15
Coding region: 398-1789 (463 amino acids)
Biological process (GO): calcineurin-mediated signaling
Cellular component (GO): cytoplasm; calcineurin complex
Molecular function (GO): calmodulin-dependent protein phosphatase activity; calmodulin binding
Source: RefSeq, a predicted model, not a curated record